CAUUUGAGCUCAAGUCAUUUUUUUUCCUCUCACUCACUAGUAUUUUUUAUGUCUUGUUUCUUGAAACUACAAGAAGGGUCUUUUCUCUUUUUCUAUUUAUCUCAUCUCACACCCUUUAAUGUAACCUAGAGAGAAUCAAAAUAAUACCACUUUCUUAGUUUCAAACUCAACUUUUGAGGGUCUUUUCUCUAUUAAAAACACACAAGAGUUUUAGUCUUUUAGCUAACAGUGUUCAUAUGAUGAAUGCUUCAAAGUUCAUUAAAUGUGUUACUGUUGGAGAUGGAGCUGUUGGGAAAACCUGCAUGCUCAUUUGCUACACCAGCAACAAGUUCCCCACUGAUUACAUACCAACAGUAUUUGACAAUUUCAGUGCCAAUGUAGCUGUGGAUGGAAGCAUUGUCAAUUUGGGGCUAUGGGACACAGCAGGCCAGGAAGACUAUAGCAGGUUGAGGCCACUGAGCUAUAGAGGAGCAGACAUUUUUGUCUUAGCAUUCUCACUGAUUAGCAGAGCUAGCUAUGAAAAUGUUCUCAAGAAGUGGAUGCCGGAAUUGCGUAGAUUUGCACCUAAUGUUCCAAUUGUUCUUGUUGGUACGAAGUUAGAUCUUCGUGAAGACCGGGGUUAUGUAGCUGAUCACAUGGGAUCUAAUGUCAUAACAUCUGCUGAGGGGGAAGAACUGAGGAAACAAAUUGGUGCAGCUGCUUACAUUGAGUGCAGUUCAAAGACUCAACAGAAUGUCAAAGCAGUGUUUGACACUGCAAUUAAGGUUGUUCUCCAACCUCAACCUCCAAGGAGGAAAGAAAUGGCAAGGAAGAAAAGGCAUAGAAGGUCUGGUUGCUCAUUUGUAAGUAUUAUGUGCGGAGGCUGUGCUGCUUAAUACGCACAUCAAUUGCACCGUCACUUACUUUUGAACUGGAUGUUAUUUUGCAAAAGCUUCAAGAUCUAAGUGUGGAAACCCUGACAUCUGAUCGCAUAUCUAAAUGUAUCCUUAUGCUUGUAUUGUAACUUAUGUAAGAUGUAAGAUAGUAAUAUCCAGUUAUUUCCACUUUACAUUUUACAAGACCCUAUUAGACACUGAAGGGAAUUUUUCAUUCUCUCAGUUAUGUAUUUAUUUUAUAUUGCCAAUUUUUGUUAUUUUUUCCUUGAAAUGCUUCUUCAUGCCCAUGCCCAUGCUCUAUAAAACUUUCCAGAGGAUAUAUAAUGAUUUCUCAGCAGCAGCAUUCCAAAAUCUCAGAUAUCCAUUUUUAUAGGGAGAAAAAAAAAGUGACAUGUUCUCUCUCACUAACUUAGAAAACUAUGAAGAACAAUUUCUCGUUCCUUGACAUUUUGCAUUAGAAUAAAAAAGAUCUUUUUCUGAGUUUG
This is a messenger RNA of Glycine soja, 1360 nucleotides long. RefSeq names its product rac-like GTP-binding protein ARAC7. Gene Ontology annotation, molecular function: GTPase activity; protein kinase binding; GTP binding. Gene Ontology annotation, biological process: regulation of actin cytoskeleton organization; small GTPase-mediated signal transduction; establishment or maintenance of cell polarity. Gene Ontology annotation, cellular component: cytoskeleton; cell cortex; cytoplasmic vesicle. The record is from RefSeq and is a predicted model, not a curated record. Bases 237 to 875 code for a protein of 212 amino acids. NCBI's taxonomy places the organism in Eukaryota, Viridiplantae, Streptophyta, Magnoliopsida, Fabales, Fabaceae. The transcript has 8 exons.